Molecule: messenger RNA, 3720 nt
Organism: Sceloporus undulatus (fence lizard)
Lineage: Eukaryota; Metazoa; Chordata; Lepidosauria; Squamata; Phrynosomatidae
Gene: ARHGAP17
Product: Rho GTPase activating protein 17
Exons: 20
Coding region: 201-2897 (898 amino acids)
Biological process (GO): regulation of Rac protein signal transduction; signal transduction; positive regulation of GTPase activity
Cellular component (GO): cytosol; intracellular anatomical structure; cytoplasm
Molecular function (GO): GTPase activator activity; protein binding
Source: RefSeq, a predicted model, not a curated record
GGAGGAGGAGGAGGAGGAGACGACGAGAGGGCCGAAGGAGGCGGCGACGUUUGCGCUUCCGGUGAAGCCGGGCCUGAGGGCGAGGGAGGCGGCGGCCGGCGGCGGCGGCGGAGGAGAGAGACGAAGAAGGAGGACGAAGAGAAGGAGCGACCCUUCAUCCGCCUCCUUCGCCGCCGCCAUAUGAAGACGCCGUUCACCGCAUGAAGCAGCUGGCCAACCAGACGGUGGGGAGAGCUGAGAAAACGGAAGUCCUCAGUGAUGAUCUGCUGCAGAUCGAGCGCCGUCUUGACACCGUGCGGUCUGUGUGCCACAAUUCCUGCAAGCGGCUAGUGGUGUGUUUGCAUGGGCAGUAUGGAACGGAUGCUGAAAAGAGACAUAAAAAACUCCCACUCACAGCUUUUGCUCAGAAUAUGCAAGAAGGUGCGCUGCAGCUAAGCGACGAAACAUUACUGGGGAAAAUGCUGGAGACCUGUGGCGAAGCAGAGAAUAAGCUUGCAAUGGAACUCUCUCACCAUGAAGUGCAGGUUGAAAAGGACAUCUUGGAACCACUGAACCAACUGACAGAGACAGAAAUCCCCAACAUUCAGAAACAGAGGAAGCAGCUUGCAAAGUUGGUGCUGGACUGGGACUCUGCAAGAGCCAGGUGGAACCAAGCCCACAAAACCUCCGCUACUAACUUCCAGGGGCUUCCAUCUAAGAUAGACUCCCUGAAGGAGGAGAUGGAUGAAGCAGGAAAUAAAGUGGAGCAAUGCAAGGAUCAACUUGCUGCGGACAUGUAUAACUUCAUUUCCAAAGAAAGCGACUACGCCCGAUAUUUUGUCUCGUUAUUAGAAGCCCAAGCAGAUUACCAUAGAAAAGCAUUAGCAGUCUUAGACAAGGUGAUCCCCGAAAUCCAGGGCCAUCAAGACAAAUGGACAGAAAAGCCAGCCUUUGGGACUCCCCUGGAAGAGCAUCUGAAGCGCAGCGCCCGAGAAAUCGCCCUCCCAAUUGAAGCAUGUGUGAUGAUGCUCUUGGAAACAGGCAUGAAGGAGGAGGGCUUAUUCCGAAUCGCUGCCGGAGCUUCUAAGCUAAAGAAGCUGAAAGCGGCCUUGGACUGCUCCACGUCACACCUGGAUGAGUUCUAUUCAGACCCACAUGCCGUGGCAGGUGCCCUGAAGUCUUACCUGAGGGAGCUGCCGGAACCGCUCAUGACCUACACCUUGUAUGAAGAAUGGGCGCAAGUUGCAAAUAUACAGGACCAGGAUAAGAAACUACAGGACCUGUGGAGGAUUUGUCAGAAACUGCCAAAGCAUAACCUGGCCAACUUCAGGUACUUAAUCAAAUUCCUGGCCAAGCUUGCACAGUACAGUGACCUUAACAAGAUGACACCCAGCAACAUCGCUAUUGUCUUGGGUCCAAACCUGUUGUGGGCAAAGAAUGAAGGUUCUCUGGCAGAAAUGGCAGCAGCAACAUCAGUGCAUGUGGUGGCCGUUGUUGAGCCCAUAAUCCAGCAUGCGGCUUGGUUCUUUCCUGAAGAGGUGGAUUUCAAUGUAUCGGGAGCAUUCGUGGGGCAGCCUGCUGUGAAUUCAAAUCACCUACACACAGGGAAUGAAUAUGACUCUGGGACACUGGAGCGGAAGAGACCCAUUAGCAUGGCAGUGAUGGAUGGGGAGCUGCUGAGGAAGGAAAGCUUUGGUGUCAAGGUUAUGGAUUUCCAGGCGAACCCCCGGAGAGGUGGCACUGUUAAUAGAAAGCACACGUCCCCCGCUUUCCAUCCGCCCCUUCCGCCCACGGAGGCUGGCCCACUGGCACAGGCCAUGACGGAGCAGCACCCACCGGGCACGGGGGCUGAAUCCGGCCUCUUAGGUGCUGCUUCUGCUGCCCCCUUUCUCGAUCCAGCAGAGCAGCCCCAAAGCCAAGGCGCUGAGGAGAGCAGCGCUUCAAAGCCAAAGGACUCUGCACCCUCCACAACUCCUCCCCCCACAAGAAAUGGGGGCCACGGCAGUGCUGCUCAGACCCACCCGCAGCCGGCCAGUGGCACUGGCCAGCUCUCGCUUGGGCAGCCCCAGAACACUGCUGGGCCCAGUCCACACGCGAUCAGGCGAGCUGUGAAGAAGCCUGCCCCGGCCCCUCCCAAGCUGGCCAACCCACCUCCUGGACAGCCAGGGAACCAGGGCUCCGUCCCGGCCCCUCAGCCGCUGUCGGUAUCUCCCAAGCCGCCCACCAGAUGCCCUUCUCCUCCCAGCCAAGGGGUCCUCCAGAGCACCACUGCCCCCUCCCAGGUCUCUGCCCCUCGGCGUUACUCCAGCAGCCUCUCCCCGAUACAGGCUCCCAGCCACCCACCCCCACAGCCCCCCACACAAACUGCAACGCCUCCCCUCCAGCCGAAGACCACCACUCCUGGGUCAUCCUCGCACACGCCGUUGGCCUCUGAGCUUGGACCUGAACAGCAGCAGCAGCCACUGCCGCAGCAGAGGCAGCCAUCGCCCACCCCGCCACGCACGCCAACACCCCCUGACACACCACCUCUUGAGAAGCAGAACGCCAGCUCCCCUGCUCCUGCGCCUCCUCAGCCUUCCUCACAGGACGCUCCGGCAGCCCAGUCGCCACCUCCAGUGCCUCAAACGGGCACGCUGCCACGGCCGCGGCCGGUGCCCAAGCCCCGUAACCGUCCCAGCGUGCCCCCUCCACCUCACCCUCCAGCUCCUCACCUGACGGGAGAGGGUUCUCUGCCGGGCACCCCUUCGACCGCCUCCCGCAUUGUGACUGACUCCAAUCCCAGUGUUCAAGAGCCGCCCCGAGGCCUUCCGGCUGUCAACCUUCCUACCCCCGCAGAACCUGCGACUUUACCGACUCCAAGUUCACACAACCACCUUGUGCUUGGCAUCGACCACGAUACUGAAAGCACAGCUUUGUAAGAGAAAGAAACCACUCCGAGAGACGCAGCCCUUUCUGUCCCUGGGGGACGCCCGGCCAGUCCAGGCUCAACAGCGAGAACCUUCAGAAAAAAAGAAGAUAUGUCCGGAACAUAAGUCUCCUCUAUGCAUAUCUGGGGAAAGUUUUAUGACCUGUGCCUUGACAGAGGUGCCUAAAGCUGCGGCUGGGGAAACUGAAAUGCCUAUAGGAAGCUUAAUUGCUGCUGUUUAACCAAGAUGGUGUUCCGCCAAAAAGAAAAUAAUUCCAAGAGAAUCCAAAGCAAUGCAUGUAUAAUGGAAAUAACCUCCUCUGUUGAACUUCUUACUCUUCCUUCUUCUCUCUUACCAAGGAGAUGACUCUCAAGAGGCGUCCUUGUCUCUGACAUGCUGCAGACCUUUUGUUAUUGUUGUUGUUAAAAGUAUGAAUCCAAAAGGAAAAACAAAACUUGCCACACUUUCGGAGGAGGACUGCUGGUUAUCGGUCGCUUCUCCAAACGGUGGAUGUAUCCUUGUGCCUUGAUGGACUGUUAUUACUGUAGAAGGAAACAUACUGUCUCUCUAACCAUUUCAGUGCUACUCUCUCUUUUUUUUUUUUUAAAGAAAAAGUAUUCUUAUUUACCUCUUUAAAAAAAAAUUCAUAGUUAUUUGUAUUUACCUUCCUGCUUUGGUUUUCUGUAACACCCAUAGAUGGUUGCAAUCAUGUUGAAAACUUUCAAGGGGGAAAUGUGUAUUUGCUUUCAUUUGUUAUAAGUGAGUUGAAAUUUGAAAGUGAUUUUGAACAUCUUGUCUGGAUUCAAAUGCUGAGUAAAAUUAAAUCUCACUUUCA